AUGUUCACAGGAGAAAACGAUAUAGAAGUUGCAGAAUCAUUGUCACCAUGGAUUCGGAAUAAGCAACGUACGAAACAACAGAGUAAUCGAGAAGAUACAGAUGAUAUUCGGAGAUUAGCAGGCAAUGAUAGUUUGGAAGAUGAGAUUAUGUUACAUUUAUUCAAAAUGCAAGAUCGAAAUUCUGCUUGGACUUCACUGUGCUUUGAUCAACGCGUAGAUGAUACUUGUGAUUCAAGGACGACUUUAACAACUUUACAACGUCGUAAUUCCAAUCCUUUGCAACCGGAACACGACUCAACGUGUAACGAACAAUUUGCCGACAAACGUUCUACAUGCCCUUCGCAUGUUUGCCAGCCUCGAAUAAUAUGUAACGAUAGACCAAAAUUAAAUCAAUUAUCUAAUAUCUGUCGGCAAGAAGUUUCUGGAUUAAUUGCUUGCGGAAGCCAGACACGAUCUGAACCCGCGACUCGCUCAAAUUCGAUAGACUGUGAGAAAGAACUUCCAAAGAUAUCUAUGGUUAAUAAAAUUAAUCACGAGGUAGAAACAUCCAGAUCUGACUUAAUAGUGCCAAAUGUAGUAUUAGAUAGCAAUAAAAUUGUAUCGAAGCAUUUAUUAUCGCGACGACAAUCUUCACCGUCAUCGUCCACUAACGUUAGUAUUAUAAAUAACGAGAAUAAACUAUUCGAAUUCGAACAAUUGCUGGAGACUAUUCAAUUGUCUCCGAUAUUUCAAAAGGACACUGCCAAUUGUUUCAAUAAAUUAAGGAAAAAUAUUCCAUUAAACGGAAAAUCCAAUGGUUGUGCCACUGCCGCUAUUAAAUCUACCACACUUUCAUUGGUACACGAUGUUCCAUUAUCAUCCACGAGCAAUGCAACUACGGAUGCUAUACCAAGUCCCAAUAGUUACAGCUGGGCACCAGUGUUAUAUCAACAUAAACACGGCAAGUACAUUUAUUUUUACAAUAAAUAUCGCAUAAUUAAAAUGAUUUUGCUUUAGGUCAGAAGAAUGUUUUAGAGGGUACCGUGCAAGCAUCUUCCGAUACUUCCAACAAAUGCACCGCGGAAAAGUAAAUACAGUUUUCUAUUUUGUUAUUGAUAUAUUACUUAUACUUCAUAAUUUUAUACAUGUAAGAUAUUUAAAAGUAUAAAAUUACAUUAUUAUCAUUGCAGAUCGUUGGAAGAAACUAACUCGUGAAUUCAUUCUCAAUUGCAUCCGUCAUUUAAUGUUACGAAUGUUCUGUGAUUUUUUUUAUUUAUCUAAAUGUAAUGUUAAUUAAUAUUAUUAAAAGUGAUGAAAAAAAAAAUAGUAAGAACGGUAAGAAUUGGAAACCUAAUGUUCCAAUGUUUUGACAUGGUAAAUAAUACUUUACUAAAAUUACUGUUUUGCAGCAGGUACUGUAUUAAAAAAUGUAAAAUAUUGCAAUUACGAUUAUGUAAUGGUAUAUAAUUCAGUACUCCCUUUGAGAUAAUUUCUUUAAAUUUUACUCGGAUUACUAGUAAUGUACAACCAAUUUUUUUCAACUUAAAAAGUAUAUAUAAAAAGGUAUAUUAUGUAUAUAAAAUAUAUUCGAAUUUAAGUAAACUUAGACUCGAAUAUCAAUAUUAAUAUAUUAUGUUGUAUAAAAAUACUCGAUACGUUUAUUUCUGCAGAUGGUUAUGGUUUUACAAGUAUUGCGAGAACAAAUUUUGUAUUUUUAUGUGAUUGCUUGUGAAUAUACAUAAAGCGAGCACAGCCCGUGACAGUAAAAUAAAAUAAAGAGUAUAACUAAAUACAUAUUCUUUGUUAUUUUACCUAUUACAUACUUGAAUCUUACUGUAAGUACAUAAAUUAAUUUAAACGAGUUACAUUGCGUUCAAAUGUAAAAAUUUAUAUACUUUAUAAAAAAUACAAGUAAUGUUUGAAGUUCAGGUUUUAACGUUUGUUACAUUUGCGUUUAAUAUCGUUAAAACAUGAAUUACUUCUUAUUCUUGUUACACGAAACAACGAAUACAUUCGUACACAUUUAUAUCACAUCUGAACGAGAUUAAGAGUCAGAAGUAAUUCUAUGUUUCAGAAUGCUUAUAUAUCAUCGUUACGUUUGUAAUAAACGUUAUCUGAUCUGUCAAUAGUAUAUAUAUAAUAGUGAAUAAAAUACAUAGUAGUUUGUACAAAUCUUAAAUGAACUUUUACAUAUAUAUGUAGACCUAACUGUUUUUUGCAUUUCUCUAUUUACAAUAAGUAUUUAGAAAUUUAUUAAAAAUUAUUUAAAGUAAUGAAAUUCAAUAG
Messenger RNA from Heterotrigona itama, 2265 nucleotides. Lineage: Eukaryota; Metazoa; Arthropoda; Insecta; Hymenoptera; Apidae. The record is from the annotation of a GenBank genome assembly.